Penicillium soppii is the source of this 1686-nucleotide messenger RNA. Its product is annotated as Zn(II)2Cys6 transcription factor. The coding region runs from base 1 to 1686 and encodes 561 amino acids. The transcript has a single exon. Gene Ontology annotation, molecular function: DNA binding; zinc ion binding; DNA-binding transcription factor activity, RNA polymerase II-specific. Lineage: Eukaryota; Fungi; Ascomycota; Eurotiomycetes; Eurotiales; Aspergillaceae. The record is from RefSeq and is a predicted model, not a curated record. Gene Ontology annotation, biological process: DNA-templated transcription; regulation of DNA-templated transcription.
AUGACCGAAUUUCAGGCCACUCCUUCUGGCCCGCCUAAAGGUCCCUCCCUCUUAGCUUGUCUCCAAUGCCGUCACAAGCACCUCAAAUGUGAUGGCAAGACACCGGUCUGUGGCCGCUGUGAGCAAGGUCAAUCCACUUGCGAAUACACCAAAUCUCGAAGAGGCUACAAGGGCCCAUCGAAAAAGCGCCGCGCCAACUCACCAGAUACCUCCAUCGACCCGACCACCCUGCUCGAUACACCGGUGGAUUGGGGCUUGCAGGCUGGGUUCAACUAUGCGCCAUCUAUUCCUUUGCCUUCCUCCGGAUCGACCAGUCCUGGGUUGCACGAUAUGUCCCCACCAUUGAUUUCAUCCGUUAUCCCGAUGACCGGUCCGUUGACUCCGGAAUCAUCCUCUGCCGUUGGCGGGGAUGGCUAUUUACUCGAUAUCUAUUAUAAUUAUUUCCACGCCGCCCAUCCGAUCCUGCCACCGCACCGGCUCUUAAAUCGCAGUUUUUACCCCGCAUAUCUGGAGCAGGUGAUGAAGUUCAUUGGCGCCCACUUCACCCCGGCGGCUUCAAGUGAUACAUACCGGCCCACGGUUGUCGCAAUGGUCCAAGAACAGCCCGUGGCAGUGGAAAAGGUGCAGGCACUGCUUUUGCUCGCCAUUGUGCUUCAUUCGGACAAUGAGCGUGCCGAGGCUGGUGUUUGCCUAGCAGCUGCGGUAGACUCGGCCUUUGAACUUGGCAUGCACCAGGGGAGUUUUGCCGUGCUUGCUAGCAAUGGUGAUCCGAUUCGUGCCGAAUCCCUGCGGCGCACCUGGUGGGAGUUGUUCGUUAUCGAGGGUAUGCUGACUGCCCUUGGUGUGCAACGUGAAUACCGAACCAACAUGGUUCCCCUCGAAGUGGCUCUUCCUUGUGAGGAGCGCAUCUACCAUGAGGGACUGGUGCCCCCACCGUCUCCGACAAUCGCCCAAUUUGAUGGGCGUGUAUUCGCAGAAGAGGACCGCGACUUCUCUUCCUACUGCUACCGGAUCGAGUCUAUUCGGAUCCUUGGACGUGUGGUGGCUAUGGGGGAAAUGACGGAAGGUCAACAGGACCUUGUGGAAGCUAUUGAUGCUCGAAUCGGCAGCUGGGGUCAUCACUUGCCAGAGUCGAAGGAGGAGCUUCUGCGUCCAGAUGGGUCAGUGGAUGAAAUUAUGUUCCAAGCGACCAUGAUCUUGAAUGGAGCAGCCAUUUACCUUAACUUCCCACGAUCCGACCUCUUGUCAUCACCUGCUGUUGCUGCGGAAGUCAUCUGUGGUCAUCAUGGCCCCAUCAGUGUGCCCGCCUUCUCCCAUAACGAGCACGCAAUGAAAGCAUCCAAGGCUGCCCGAGAACUGUCCCGACUAGCAGCCUUUCGCUUGCCAGUCAUCAAGCACACACCGUUUUUCAUUUGUGCGCUCACUCUGAGUUCCAUUGUUCAACUGGCCUCCUGCUCCGUCAAGGCUGGGUCGAUGCCCGACGUGAGCCGUGACCGUCUAGCAUUAACGAUCGGAGUCUUCAAGUCGUUAGCUCGCACCUGGGCCAUUUCGCAGUCGAUCAUGCGCCAGAUCAAAGCCGUUGCGCGGGACGUGAUGGACCUGGGACUGCGUCCGACGAUGGACUCGCUCGAUCUGACUACUGUCUUAGACAAUAGUCAGUUCUGGGUGGAUCAAGGGCCAAGUUGA